Aphis gossypii (cotton aphid) is the source of this 6680-nucleotide messenger RNA. Its product is annotated as mesoderm induction early response protein 1-like. Gene Ontology annotation, molecular function: transcription corepressor activity; histone deacetylase binding. The record is from RefSeq and is a predicted model, not a curated record. Gene Ontology annotation, cellular component: nucleoplasm. NCBI's taxonomy places the organism in Eukaryota, Metazoa, Arthropoda, Insecta, Hemiptera, Aphididae. Bases 551 to 1873 code for a protein of 440 amino acids. Gene Ontology annotation, biological process: negative regulation of transcription by RNA polymerase II. The transcript has 12 exons.
CCGGCCGGUCGAACGGCGGCGGCGGCGGCGGCCGUGACGGUUGUACCAUAACAAUGCCGCGGUUAGGAGGGAAAUGAGCGAACGACGACGACUACAACUACAUACACAAUUUACAACAACAACAACAAUAACAACAAGGAUGAUGAUGAUGACGGCCGGAUGACGUUAUCACCCACUCGUCUAACGCCGUCGCCCGCCGCCGCCGCGUUAUCAUCGUAGCGUUUUGACCGCCAUUCGACUACGACGACGAACGGCUAAACUAAUAUUCUACUCCGCAGUACGAUAUUCUCUCGCCCGGACGACAGCGCGCCAACCGCCACUCGCCAGUCGGCGUCCGACACCACUCAUACUGUUUUUGGUAUCCUGUAUCCUGUGUGCACGAGCAGCAGCAGCGGCAGCUGCAAUGACGUCCUUCGACCGCAGUCGUUGAAUUGGUGGACCGACGUUUUCUGUGUGUUUUGUCUACGCCCUCGAACGGGGACGACGUCGCUGACGCAAUAUCCGUCCGCGUACCGACGGCCCAAACCGCUCUGACCGAACUGCGAACGCCAUGGCCGACGAACAGGUUGUCGCUAAAUCUGAAGAAUCUCAAUCAAUAAAUGAUAAUAUUGAUAAAAUAGAAGAUAAUGAACCACCUGUUGAUGAUUUAAUUAAGGACAAAGAUUAUGAACAAGUAGAUGAAGCUGAUGAUGAAACAACAAUGGAAGAAGAAGAAGCACUUCCAGAAUUGGAGGAUCCUUUAAGAGAAAUAAGAUUUUUAGAAGAAGAAAGUAACAUGCCUAUUCAUGAACUUAUGGUUAUGUAUGGAUAUUCAAAAAAUACUACUCCGGAUACAAGUACAAAAAAGAAAAAGAAGAAGAAGAAGAAGAGUUCGUCAAAGAAAAGUAAAGAUAAAAAAAGAAAGAAAAAGCUUUCGACUUCAUCUGAUGGCGUUGCAGAGAAAAGAUCGAAAUCAACUGAUCAGCGAACAUUUGUAGAAGGUGAUUCAUCAAAUAAAAUGUCUGAAGAAACAUCAAAAGAAAAUGAAAGUGUUAAGGAAGGCGAAGAUUGUAGUAAUGCAUCUCAGUUAUUAAACUUAUAUAUGGCUGAACUUGACCAAGUACAAAGUGAAGAUGAAGAUGAAGAUUAUAGACCCUAUUGGGAACUUCAUUGGAAGAGUGUUAAUGUUGGGUUGAAUUUUCAAGCUCUAGUAACAGAAGAGUUAUCCACUUAUGGUGAUGUAUUACCUUAUGAAAAUAAUGAUGAACUGUUAUGGGAUCCAAAUGUAUUGGGUGAAGAUUUAAUUGAAGAUUAUUUAACGAAAAUUCAGCAAAUAACAAAAGCAUUAAAGCCUAAGUCUAAAGUUGUUGGUGUUCGUGAUAAUGAAAAGGCACUUUACUUGUUAGUUCAGUGUGGUCAUGAUGUGGCUGAAGCUCUCAGAAGAAUGUCAUUAAAUGUAAUACCAUUGGAGAAAUCAUUAAGUGUCUGGUCAGAAGAUGAAACAUUAAAGUUUGAGAUGGGAUUACUGAUCAGUGGAAAGAAUUUUCAUGCCAUACAAAAAGAGGUUAAAACUAGAUCAGUAGCAGAGUUGGUUCAUUUUUACUAUUUUUGGAAAAAGAGUGAUAGACAUGAUCAAUUUGAAAGAAAACAAGUUUCAAUGCGUCCAGAAAUAAAGCAGUGGCAACAUUGGGAUUCCGAAGAAGAUCAAGAUAGUGAUUUUGAGACAAGUAUGUUUGCAGAGAAUAGCCACGACGAUAGUGAAGAUAGCUUAAACGCUGCUGAAAAUAAAGCACAAAUGAAGUGUUUAAUAUAUGCUGAUCGCAAAAGACAAGUACGAAAAAAAGCUACAAAUAAUGCUUGUAGUAAUACUAAUACUAGUACUAACACCAACUAACAUUUAGUGCACCCCUUCAGGUACACUUAUAAGCCAUGAAAUAUUAUAUUAUAGCGACUAUUUUGCUUCCCUUUUCCAGAUUGAGAAUUAAUAAAUCAUCAAAAAUUGUGUUAUAUGGUCAAAUUUAAUACAAUAUAAUAACUCUUCACGGUAACAUAGUGCCUGACACCCGGAAAACAUUUGAGAUAUCCACAGAUAAUGCAUAAAUACCCGUUCGAGUUACAUUUGGAAAUAGAUACUUCAAUAAUAGUUAUCCUCAAAUAUCAGACUAACUUAAGUUUUCACCACAAUAUUUUAAUUCCAACCAUGGUGACUCAGGUUUGCAUAAAAUACAAAGUUGAUCUUAGAGCAUUAUAUAACUAACAUACAUAUAGUAUCUUAAAUAUUAAAUUAAUAUUUAAAGUAAGUUAGAAAUUUAGUUAAAAAAAUAAUUUAAGAUAAGAAGUUAAAAUAGUUAAGUAGUAUUUAACCCAUAUGCUGACCUAAAUUAAAAAACUUAAAAUAAGCUAUGCAUUCAUAUAUAUUUAUAAAGUUUCGGACAAAGAGAAGACUGAAUUUAAAUAGCAUAUUUCUAAAAUGUUAUUGAAGUUUUAAAAAAAUUCUGAACAGUUAAACAUUAAAUAAUUAAAAUUUCUUACUACAGUUUUUUGUCUAAGCUAUUAUAUUAUAUAAUACAUAAUAAGUUGAUUAUUAUUUGAGUUCCUUGAAAGUCUAUUACAAAAAUAAAUUAAAUAUAUUUGUUUUAAUUAUAAUUAAAUCAAAUUUUUAUACUUAAAUAAUAAAUAUGUUCUCAACCUUUUUUUCACUAACUUAAAUCCAGUUAUAUAGCCAUGCGUUUAACACAAUUAAUAGGUUUACAAAAAAAUACUAAAUCUAGAAGUAUAAAUUAUUGUCUACACUUUAAUAUUGAUAUAAAUAAAAGUGUAUUUUAUUACACGAAUGAUAUUGAAAUCAAUAAUAAACUGAUUAAAACGUUUUUGGUGGUAUACAUCACAGCACUACACAAUAUACUGGUUGAGAACUAACAUACUUAGUCUAUACAUACAAAGCAGAUUAAGUAUGUUUUAAAUUAUUUACUUUAUUUUUUUAAAUUUAUUUAUUGAAAAAACUUGUUUAGGAGAAUUACUAACACUCAUUAAUUAUUAUUUAUUUUUAAUUUAAAGAUCUGAUCUUUAAUUUAAAUAUAUUAUUCAUUUCUAUACCUAUAAAGUCCCUACUAGAAAAGUAUGAGCAUAUACUCAUUGAGAUUUAAAAAUAGUUUUACAUAAAUAUUUUUGCUAUAAUAUAAUAAUAAAUUAAAUUUAACAAAUAUAUAAUAUUCCUAUUUGAUUUAAUUCUUAUUGUUAAUAUUAUUGGUUUUGACAUUCCUUUUUUUAUAACUUAAUUGAUACUAUGUACUUAUUAUUUAGUAUAUAGUGAAAUGUAUUUAUUUUAUGUGCGAAAUAUUACUGAAAAUGUAAUAUUUAUAAGUACAUAGUAUUUCUAUUAAGAAUCAUUUUUACCAAUUAAAAUGAAUAGUUAACAAUAGCAAAUUUAGUUGUAUAUGAGUCAUUGCAUAUAAAUUAAAAUUUUCCUAUCUUAAAUUUAUAUGCUUAGCUCUAAAUGUGAUCUGAAUAAAAAUAUUUUGAAAAUAUUAGUCUUUAACAACUCUCCAUUUAACCUCCUCUAUAAAUCAUACAUUCGUUAAAAAAAAAUUAUUCAACAUUUCAAUAAAAUUAAUAUAAUUUAACUGUAUUUUGAGUGUAAAUCUUAGUCAUUAAAUAAAAAUAUAUCUAUAAAACAUUUUGUGUAACAAUUAUAAUGCUUAUUAUACAUAUAUAUUUGUUUAUGCCAUAACUAAAAUAAACUUCAAGUCUUUUUUAAAAUACUAAGCCUAAAGUUGAACAUUUAUGUUACUCAAAUGGUUUAUAACUUAGCAAUUCCUAAUUAUUUUAGGAACUAUUGAGUAUAUAUUAAGUAAUUUAAUAUAUAUGUAAUUAUUUGUUGCUUUUUUAAAUCUCCAUUAAAAUUUAGAUCAUAAAUUAAAUAGCUUAAAGAAAUGGGUCUAAAUUAUUUGGAUACAAAGACCAUGAAAUACACAUUUUUAAAAACAUAUUUUAAAAUAAUAGUUUUAAGUUCUAUUUCUUUCUGUAAUUACCUUAAUUUUAUAUAUUCUUAAGUAUGAGUUGCAUUCUCAAUUUUUGAAAGAAAUAUAAAAUUUAGUUAUACUGAAAUUAUAUUUAUCAUACCAAAAUAAUGAUAAUAAUAAUAAUAAUAUUCUUAGCAUUAUAGUAUUUAAAAUUCCAGAAUUUACUUGUCAUUUAAUUGUUUUGAAGGCAAAAUAAUCAUAUUACAAUUAAAACUAAAUUAUUGGUGUUAUGUUACAAACUACUUAAUCUGUGUAUUAGUUCUAUCAUUUUUACAACUAUUUAUUAUGUAUAAACAUCUAUAUUAAAUAUUAUAUAGCUACAGUUGUAAUCAAUAUUACUAUUUAUACAGAUAUAAGUGGAAAAUAUAAUUUAGUCUUAAGUUUCUAGAAAUUAUACUAAAUGUGGUUUAUAUAUGUUAUAUAUAUAUAUAUAUAUUAUUAUUUUUAAUAUUUUUUAAUCAUAAAUAAUUGUAUUCAAACAGACUUGAUGAAUAUUUUUUUUUACCAUUUUAAAUAUAUAAUAUGUAUUUAUAGGUACGUCUCACAAAUUAAGAAUAAAUUAAUGAUAUAUUAAACUACAUAAUUUAUAUGAAUCUGUAAAAUUUCAUAAUUCACCAAUAAAGCUAGUUUUUCAAGAAUAAAUAUAUCAAUACACAAUAAUAUGCCACUUUAUGUUUAUAUUCUAUUCUCUUUUGGCUUGACUGCAAUCAAUAUCUAAAAUCUCAAAUAAAUCAAAGUUGAAUAAUUAAUCUUAAUUUGUGAUGAUAAUUUUAUUUUUGUCCUGUAUGGCGUAUAAAUUUCAAAAUAAUUAGUAUUUUAAAUAAUAUAUAAAAUACAUGUAAAUAAUAAUAUAUUUGUAAGUUUUAAAAUCAAUUAUUUUAGGUGAUUAUAAUAAGUGUUAUACUAAUUUAAGUUUUAUAAUACUGUUUAUUAUGUAUUAUUUUAUUCACUGACAAUCUUGGUUGAGUAAUAAAAGUCAGGCCAAAUAUAUAGUUUAGUUUUUAAAACAUCGAUAGUAAAAAAACAUUAUAUUAUGAAUUGAUAAUAUUAAUGUUUUUAAGUGGUAGCUUAAUUGAGGAGUUGUACCAACCAAUAUCAUUUAUGGAUAUAAUAUUAUGUACACAUGAAUUUCAAUUGAGCGGCCUUUACUGAUGUAAUUAUAUUAGAUUUAUACUGUAUUUAUAAUCAAAAGUGUUGUUGUUUAAGUUAAAUUUUAUGCAUAUGUUUCACGAAAUAAUUUUAUUCCCAUCAUAUUAUUUUUUAAAUUAAUUAUAUAUGAAAAACUACCUAUCUAGUUAUAUUAAACAAACACUAAAUGCUUAGUACCUGCUAUAUGUUCCUUUUUUUCUACUCAUCAGUAAUUGUUAAUGUUUCACUGUACAUACAUUGAUUAAUUUGUUGAAUUUUUAUCAUUGUUUUAUGUUAUACUUAACAAAAUAAGCAUUGUAAAAAUAUUAAAAAUUCAAUCAUAUCGUGUAUGUACAAGUUUAUACUGUACUAAAGAUGGAUAAUCUUUAGUAUAAUAAUCAGACACAAUUUAAAAUGCUAGGUUUAUAAAAAUUUUAAUCAUAUUUAAUAUAAAAUUAAAUACAUUUUUCUUUUUUCAUACUAGGAAAAUAUAUAAUAUCAAUCAUCCCAGAUGUUUAUGAUAUACCUACCUCAUCAGUUUAUUAUUAUUAUUAUUUUUUUUUAAUGUUACAUCUGAUAAUAUGUUUAAAAACAGUUAAGUUGAAAUCAAAUUAUUUAUUGAAUAUUUAUUUUCCUAAACUUGUCUUGCCGUCCUUAUAACUGGAUGAUUGAUAUUUUACAGUGUGUAUGUUUAUUUUUAUUGCAGAGUAAUAUUGUAUUUACUAAGCUCUGCCCCUAAAGCUAUUAAAAUAAUUAUUCAAUAUCUAUUAUAUAUAUAUAUAUAUUAUACAGAUAUGUCAUAUGUUUAAUAUUUAUUUUUGUCUAUUUUAUUUAGAAAUUACAUGUAUAAAUAUUUAUAAUAUUAUGAUUAUAUUUUAACGCCAUAGACAAACCAAUAAAUAAUUGAAUUAUAUAAUAAUAUUAAUAAUUUAUCUAUUUAAUUGUUUUCAGUUACAAUUAUAUAUCACUUAAGAAAAAAAAACAGAUUUUAUGUAUUGGAAUAUAUUUAAAUAUAUGUAUGUUUGUAAACUCUUAAUUUAAUAUAUUACCAUAUAAAUGUCAUAUGUAAUUGAAUUUCAGAUAUAGAAUUAUAUUAUAAUUACCAACACUAUUAAUUAUUUCUUUAUAUGAUUUAUGUAUAAUCUAUGAAUAAGUUGAAAAAAUCCAUUCUAUUGCUUAUCUGAAAAUGUUAUUUUAUUAUUAGAUGUUACGUUGUACCAUCAUUGUUAGUAUUAUACUAACCUUAUUGUAUUUUAAUAAUUGUAAAAAGUACCAUCUUCUUUCCUUGAAUAUCCAUGAUUAGUUUGUGAAAUAUGACUUCCAACUAAUCCCAGUUUAAUACUAUUGAUGUCUUUUCGUUCACCAAUAAGUCCUCCCAUUUUUAAUGGGUGAUUUCUAAAAAGCUUUUCCACUUUAUGAUCUGAUUGAAUACUAUUCAACUGUUUCCUUUUACCAAAAAAUGUUUAUAUCAGUUAUAUAAUUAUAUAUAUAAUAUAUAUAAUUAUCAAGCAUUUUAUAAACUUUCAAUUUUAAUAAAACCAUUAACUUACA